UUUUGCCCCUUUUCUUUUAUGGAGAAAAUAAUACAUUUAUAUAUUCUUUCCUUUGCUAAGAAACUUAUUUAUAUAUUCUUUCCUUUUCUUUCUUGAAAGUCUUGGUCCUCAUCUGUUGUGUCUGUUGUCUCCAAUUUUUUCUAUACAAGUCUGUUUCUUUCGACAGUUUUUGAUCCUGUUUGUAGAGUGCGUAUAUUAGGGUUAGGGUUUUAGUAUUUUUUUUUGAUCCAUUUAAUUAUUUUGUAAAUUAUUUUCUCCCUCUUCCUCUCUCUUUUUCUUUUUCUGUAUCUGCGGAUCGAACCUCCCGUUGCAGGGAGGGGGAAAUUAUGGGUGGCGAUGGGGAUUCCAGUGAUGCGGCUGAUUCGGGCGUCGACAGUGGAGUUAAUGUUCACAUCCGAUGCUCGAACGGGUCGAAGUUUUCUGUGAAGAUUAACCUUGACUCAACGGUUGGGGCAUUUAAAGCUCUUUUGGCGCAGAAUUGUGAUGUCCCCGCCGAGCAACAGCGGUUGAUUUACAAGGGUCGGAUCUUGAAGGACGACCAAACCCUAGAAAGCUAUGGUUUGCUGGCAGAUCACACUGUUCACAUGGUUCGUGGUUUUGCUCCAGCUGCAUCAACCAAUACUGGUGGUUCUGCCAAUGUUGGAGGUCCAAACACCACUGCAGGUGUUAGGAGUGUAAGCUCCACUGAAGGAGGGGCUUUCGGAGGAGGAGCUGGUUUGGGAGCUGGUCUUGAAGCAUCUCUAUUUCCAGGACUUGGUGUUAAUGGACUGGGUGGCAAUGGAAUGCCUGGUCUAUUUGGAACUGGGCUUCCUGAGUUUGAGCAAGUGCAGCAGCAACUUACUCAGAACCCAAAUAUGAUGAGGGAAAUAAUGAACAUGCCUGUAAUCCAGAACCUAAUGAAUAAUCCUGACCUAAUGCGUAACUUGAUCAUGAGCAAUCCUCAAAUGCGUGAGAUCAUCGAUCGUAAUCCUGAUCUUGCUCAUAUACUUAAUGAUCCCAGCACUCUUCGACAGACACUAGAGGCAGCAAGGAACCCUGAACUCAUGCGGGAAAUGAUGCGGAAUACUGACAGGGCAAUGAGCAAUAUUGAGUCAUCUCCGGAAGGAUUCAACAUGCUCAGGCGCAUGUAUGAAACUGUUCAGGAACCAUUUCUGAAUGCAACAACUAUGGCUGGAGAUACUGGAAACGAUUUGGGUUCAAACCCAUUUGCAGCCCUUCUGGGGAACCAAGGUGGGACACAGGCCAGAGAUCGAUCAAACAAUCCAUCAACCACUGGUUCUGAAACAACCACUGGGUCUCCUGCUCCAAAUACAAACCCCCUCCCCAACCCAUGGAGCAAUGCUGCUGCUGGAGGUGCACAGGCAAACACAACCACAAGGUCAACUCCUGCAGGGGAUGGGAGGACUCCUGGAAUUGGUGGUUUAUCUGCGCUUGGUCUUCCCGAGAUGGAACGCAUGCUUGGUGGCAUGCAGGAUACUUCGAUGUUGAAUCAGUUUAUGCAAAACCCUGCCGUAUCACAGAUAAUGCAAAGUCUUCUCUCUAAUCCUCAGUAUAUGAAUCAGAUAAUUGGUUUAAAUCCACAGCUACGUAGCCUGCUUGAUUCCAAUUCUCAGUUGAGAGAAAUGAUGCAAAACCCAGAAUUUCUUCGUCAGUUGACUUCCCCCGAGACGAUGCAGCAAGUUUUGGCUUUACAGCAGUCACUUCUUUCUCAGCUUGGUCGGCAACAAUCAACCCAGGAGCCAGGUCAAACUGGUGCUGGUGCAGGAACUCCUAAUAAUAUGGGAUUGGAGUUAUUGAUGAACAUGUUUGGUGGGCUCGGUGCAGGCAGUUUGACUACACCCAACACAUCCAAUGUGCCUCCUGAAGAACUUUAUGCAACCCAGCUCGCACAGCUUCAAGAAAUGGGUUUCUUUGACACCCAAGAGAAUAUCCGUGCGUUAAGUGCCACUGCAGGGAAUGUCCAUGCUGCAGUUGAGCGACUCUUGGGGAACCCGGGUCAGUAAUUCUAUUCUCCUAUUUAACGUCUAGUCUGCAUCGAGCCAGUUAGGGCAAAAGAUUGAGUUUCGUAAGAUGGCAGAAUGUACGGGCACAUUUGGAUUCCAUUUUGGUCAUGAAUAAGUAUUAUUAGUAAUAGUAAACUUCUUGGUGUAAGACUGAAUUAUUGGACAUACCAUGAGAUGAAGUAAAGAAAAACAACCGUUUUUUUGUCAUAUUAUCAAGAAAUGAAGGCCUUGGUCCUUGUACAUACCAUGUAAACACUUUUUUUUUUAACAUUUGUGUUCUUAUUGUUUGCUAAAUUUCUGGUUACCUGGUCUUAA
Nelumbo nucifera (sacred lotus) is the source of this 2318-nucleotide messenger RNA. Its product is annotated as ubiquitin domain-containing protein DSK2b-like. Gene Ontology annotation, biological process: ubiquitin-dependent protein catabolic process. Lineage: Eukaryota; Viridiplantae; Streptophyta; Magnoliopsida; Proteales; Nelumbonaceae. The record is from RefSeq and is a predicted model, not a curated record. Gene Ontology annotation, cellular component: cytosol. Gene Ontology annotation, molecular function: polyubiquitin modification-dependent protein binding.